GGCGUUAGUAAAGCGGCUGGCGCGUUUCGGACCCGCUGGCGUGGACCUCGAACAGUUGCGGGCACUCACCAGAGCCCUGCUGCCUGGAUCCGGAUCCGGAUCUGGACCCGGGCUUGGACUAAGCGUCGGCUGUUCUGCUCCCUCCACGGACGAGGCGAAGCCGCCGAAAUGGCUUCUGCUGUCCCGCGGCCCCGAGGCCCAGUCGAGCCCGGCAGAGCCAUCCGGCCCUUCUGCCGCGCCGUGGCCGGGCGCCAGAGGCCUGUCGGUCUGCGAGUCGCACAGUCCAGCCAACUCGAUCGGCGGACUCUUGCCGCCAGACCCGCUGCCUCGUUCGAGUCCCGUCGAAGCGCCGUCGGCUCUUUCCCUCGCUUUUCCACUCCUCGGCCUGCCUCUGCUGCCAGGCCCCGUCACGACCGCCCUCCACCCGCCCGGCUCCGUCUCGGGCUCGGUCGCCAACCACUCGACCGGUGCGACGGGACUCGGACCAACCGCCCCAGCCGCCGCGGCCACGGUCAGCUCGCCCAGCAGCCCAGCCUCAGCCGCCCUCGUCGGUACUGCCGGCGGACAGACAAACUCGUUCCUUCACCUGUUUGCCGCGGCAAUGGCCAAAAUGCAGACACAACACAUGCAGCUGCAUCAGCACAACAAUUAUCAACAACAACAACAACAACAACAACAGCAAAAAAGACAGCCUUUCCACCACCAGCCCUACCUGAAUCCGCCUCUUUCCGAUCUCCACCAGCUGUACCAGCGACUCUCCUAUCCUCCGCCGCACUACUCCGCUUACAGUCUCGAACAACACCGUCAACAGCAGCAGCAUCAAAAGCACCAACCUCAGCCUCCCGAACUCCAACAGACUCCGAGCCCUCUCUGCCAUCAACAGAUCCCACUUUGCUCAGCUCUUCGGUCGUCCCAGCCGGACACCAACGCCUCGGUUGGUCGAGCCAAAUGGCCAGGCGUUGCUGUGACUGAGGCCUCCGCGUCCUUGCGUUCCCCGGCACUGGAGGAAGAAGAGCUCGUGGAAGAGGAAGAGGAAGAAGAGCAGGAGCAGGAGGCGCAAGAGGAACCAUGCGCUAAACAGUCGCGCUUGAACUGCACAACGGACACGGAGAUGAACCCGAGUAAGAAGAUUUCAAAGAGCCUCUUGCGGUGGUUUAAAGGGGUUUGA
Protopolystoma xenopodis is the source of this 1168-nucleotide messenger RNA. NCBI's taxonomy places the organism in Eukaryota, Metazoa, Platyhelminthes, Monogenea, Polystomatidea, Polystomatidae. The record is from the annotation of a GenBank genome assembly.